This is a messenger RNA of Castor canadensis (American beaver), 1131 nucleotides long. RefSeq names its product plexin domain containing 2 (gene Plxdc2). NCBI's taxonomy places the organism in Eukaryota, Metazoa, Chordata, Mammalia, Rodentia, Castoridae. The record is from RefSeq and is a predicted model, not a curated record.
GUUUCAUAUACACAGGAGAAGUUGUACAUCGAAUGCUAACCGCCACACAGUACAUAGCGCCUUUAAUGGCUAAUUUUGAUCCUGGUGUAUCCAGAAAUUCAACAGUCAGAUAUUUUGAUAAUGGCACAGCGCUUGUUGUCCAAUGGGACCACGUGCAUCUCCAGGACAAUUACAACCUGGGAAGCUUCACUUUCCAGGCAACACUCCUCAUGGAUGGGCGCAUCAUCUUUGGAUACAAAGAAAUCCCUGUCUUGGUUACACAGAUAAGUUCAACAAAUCAUCCAGUGAAAGUGGGGCUGUCAGAUGCAUUUGUCGUUGUCCACAGGAUCCAACAAAUUCCCAAUGUUCGGAGAAGGACAAUUUAUGAAUACCACCGAGUAGAGUUACAAAUGUCAAAAAUCACCAACAUUUCAGCUGUAGAGAUGACUCCACUACCUACAUGUCUCCAGUUUAAUGGUUGUGGCCCUUGUGUAUCUUCUCAGAUUGGCUUCAACUGCAGUUGGUGUAGUAAACUUCAAAGAUGCUCCAGUGGAUUCGAUCGCCACCGCCAGGACUGGGUGGACAGUGGAUGCCCUGAAGAGUCAAAAGAGAAGAUGUGUGAGAACACGGAGCCAGUGGAAACUUCUCAAACCACCACAACUGUACACACGACAACCACACAAUUCAGGGUCCUAACGACUACCCGUAGGGCAGCUACCGCCCAGCUGCCCACAAGCCUGCCCACAGAAGAUGAUACCAAGAUAGCACUGCAUCUCAAAGACAAUGGAGCUUCAACAGAUGACACUGCAGCCGAGAAGAAAGGUGGAACACUCCAUGCUGGUCUCAUUGUUGGAAUUCUUAUCCUGGUCCUCAUUAUAGCAGCAGCCAUUCUGGUGACAGUCUAUAUGUAUCACCAUCCAACAUCAGCAGCCAGCAUCUUCUUUAUUGAGAGACGGCCAAGCCGAUGGCCCGCGAUGAAGUUUAGAAGAGGUUCAGGUCAUCCUGCCUACGCUGAAGUGGAACCAGUUGGAGAGAAAGAAGGUUUUAUUGUAUCAGAGCAGUGCUAAAAUUUCUAGGACAGAAUGGCACCAGUACUGGCUUACAGGUGUUAGGACUAAAAUUUUGCUUAUACCUUUAAGACACACACACACA